UUAAAUCUGAAAUGGCCUGACACCGUCAGACAGCUCCGUGUGUGUCUGCCGUGAAACUCAACCUAUCAAAGUUUCUGACUCACAUUCUCUCCCAGACUGACUGCCGGUGAGAUUUACACAGCCACCUCAGGACAGUGGAGAGCGGCUCCUGUCCUUGUCUCCUCCCUCUGUGCCAUGUUGAAGAGCGGCACGUGGCCGGGCAACGUUGCCGUGGGACCUCUGAGUGACAUGGACAGUUCAGGGAGCUGCGACAGUGUGAUCAGCACCAAUUCUGGCUGUAGCGAUGAUAGUAUGGAACACCUAACUCCAGAGGAGAGAGCAUGUUUGAUGUUUCUGGAGGAAACCAUUGAAGCUUUGGAGGUUGAGGAGGACAGUGGCUUGUCCACCGAUGAACCGGAUCUCGUGACAAAAGCAAAGGAUCAGAUCAGAGUAAAUGGUAUUUCCAGUUUGGUGUCACAGUCUGACAGUCUGGGAAUGCCCACACCUCCCUCCCCCGCAGCUGCAGAUCCUGCACACAUGACAUUCACCCCUCAGGGUGAAACUGAGCAUCACGCUCCGAACCAGAACUCUGAACCACAAUCCGCUCCCAGUUCUCCUCUCCUUGAAUCUGCUCCUGGGUGCACAACCCCCUCAGCAGCAAACCAGACUGAGGCCACAGGUUUAACCCUGAAUGGAGCUUGUGAUCCUGAGAGCGUCACAAGUACCUGGACCUGCUCUGAUGAGGAGACCUCUGAGAUCGACCUGAGUAUAUUCCCGCCCCCCUCGGACUUCAAGGAUGAUCUGGACCCUGACUCACUGCCUGAGGAGUUGAAUGAUGUCCCUGCACCACCAGAGUUCUCCACAGAGCCUGAACCGCAUGUUGAACCAGUGCAGCUAAACUCAACGGACUCUGUAGAUAAGAUUUCAGAGACCUCCUCACUGACUGAGGAUCCUCCACCCAGUCUUCCAGCAAAUGCUUCUGGUUCUUUAUCAAAUCCCCCUCCUGAGUUCACUCCACCGAGAAGUCCACCUCCCGUGGCCCCGAAGCCCAAAAAGCUUCCUGGCAACAUUGUUUUGCCGUCACAAAAGGCGGCAGCGGGUAGUUCUGAUGGAAGCGUGCGGCCCCUACCCACCAGCAGCGACAGGUUGAUGGAGGACCACCGGAAGGUCCACACGGAGGCUCUGCGGAAGCUGGGACUGCUCAAAGAAAAGCAGGAAGAGACAAGCCUUGUAAGGAACCCUAAUGGCUCAAAAUACCGGCGGUCGUGGAACGGUCCUUCUCCACCCCUGACACCGUCCUACACCCACCUCAGCAGCCCCCUUCAGACCUCACCCUCUCCUCAGUUUGUACCGUCUGCUGCUGCUUUACCAGCUCCCCCUCCUCCUCCUCCUCCUCCCACACAGGACCCUGUUGUUCUGCCUGUUCCCACAGCGUUCUGCGAUUCCAUCCGACCUCUGCCUUCACUCAACAAACUGCCUGCUGGUGCAGAUGUUCCAGAUGCUGCAGCUAGCAUCCCUGCUCCUGCUUCAGUCCAACAGCUAACCUCCCCAAAGGUCACAGAUAAGAAAUCCGCAGCCCCGCAGCCCCCCGCUGUGGGUCUAAGCUUUCAUCUGACCGGUCCGAACCCCGACAGGGCCAACCAGAGGGCCAUCGGAGAGCAGAGCCCACAGCCGCCGCUCAGCAGUCGGCCCCGGCCCGCCUCCCCCGGGAGCAGGAGAGAUGUUCCAUCUGCCAAGGGAGAGGAUGUGCAGGCAGCCCCCACCGCCAGCAAACAGCUGGAUGCUCAAAGAGCCCCGCACGCCCACAACGUUCUUCAACAGUCCAGGGAGUCGUCCAAGCUGCCUCGAUCGCAAGGCAUCAGCGUGCUGAUCUGCCCCCGGCCGGAGAACGUGGAGGGGAGGCGGGAGGCACUGAAGAAGCUGGGACUGCUCAGAGAC
Messenger RNA from Austrofundulus limnaeus, 1917 nucleotides. Its product is annotated as specifically androgen-regulated gene protein. The record is from RefSeq and is a predicted model, not a curated record. NCBI's taxonomy places the organism in Eukaryota, Metazoa, Chordata, Actinopteri, Cyprinodontiformes, Rivulidae.